UUUCAGGCCAUUACCGCCUUUGGACGUCCUGCUGUCGUUUCGUCGCUGACAGAAGAAGAUAACAUAUUUGGAUACGACAACGCAGUCAUGAAUGCUCUUCAUAGCAUUUUUGUGAUCCUGGUGCUAAGUUCCCAUGGAAUCUAUGGCCAGGAGAUAGGACUUUGCAGAGAGUGCGCAAAACGUCGCCGCGGGUUGUUUUCUCGCGCCGGAGAGGAGUGCAACUCCGAGUCGGUCGCUGCACGUAGCUGCUGAACGUUCAAGAACAACACACGAACGUCUCGUUCGAGCAUGAGCGGCAUCGUCGACUCGCCGCUAACCUUCCAGCCUACGUCGCCGUUCGGUUCUCGGACCGACACGAGUAUGGGAAAUGACUCUGUGAUAGAAUGUGUGCACAACAUUGACACAGGAACGGUUGACAUUUACAUGUCCUACAACGCGGCUACUGGCAAGAGCAACAGCCGACUUGCCAGGCCAAAAGAUGGCGUCAUACUGCAGAGUUCGUCGUACAAUGGCGGAAUUAUCCGCUGCAGGUUCCUCAGAGCCAAGUCUGUCUCUGGCAACAACCUCGUCUUUGAUCUCAACCACCCCUGGCAUCUACUGAUGGCUAACGGAGAGGCAUAUACAGGCGGUCUGCACAUGCAUUCACUCGCGCCACCUCCGACCAGCUCCAAGGAGAAGGUGAAUCUACUUGCGACGGACAUCGGCGGAGGAGGACAGGACAACACGGCUGCCCUGCGCAAGGCCCACGCUGCCUUGAUGGUCAUCGGAUGGGUGUUCUUCGUGUCUCUGGGAAAAUUGACCGCUCGUUACUACAAGAACACGUGGGAUACCAAGUUGUUUGAACUGCACCUGUGGUUCCAGAUACACAGGACGUGCAUGGUGACAGCAUGGAUCUGCUUCGUCAUCAGUACCAUCAUCAUCAUCUAUGCAGUCGGAGGCUGGGUGACAUCGUCAGACGCGGCGUACACUCACUCCAUUGUCGGCAUCAUCGCUGUCUGCCUCGGCUUCGUACAGCCGUUCAUCGCUCUGUGCCGUUGCCACCCAGGCACCAGCAGUCGCCCGUGGUUCAACUGGAUUCACUGGGGCGUCGGUACGGUUGCCCACAUCCUGGCAGUGGUUGCAAUCUUCCUCGCGAUUGCGUUCCUGCACGGCAAUGACGCAAUGCCGUUCUACCUGUUCUGCAUCAUGGGCGCCUUCAUCCUGUGGCACGUCUUUGUUGAGAUCAUCCUUGAGAUUCACGCCUGCAUAGUCUACAGGAAGCAGAAGAAGACCGAGGUACAGAUGAGACCUGUCAAUCAAGGAACCUUCACCAUGACUGUGGAAAGACCCAGACCAAAGGGAAGCGCCUUCCAAAAGCUGAUGAUGUUCCUGUACGUCAUCGUCAGCUUUAUUCUCACCGUCAUCAUCGUCGUGCUGCUCAUGGUGAAGUGGGGCAGCACCUACUAACUUGCGUGCGUCCCGCCCGCCGCCCCGCCCGCCGAACGACCCACCAGACACGAACACACAUCCACCGCAGGCGCGGGAGCUUACGCGGGCGUGAACGGACACGGAGGAACACACCCUGCGUCGUCUACGAGAGCAGCUUCAGGAACCGCGCCCGCCGCGCGUCGGUACCUUCAGGAACUACGCCCGUCGCGCGUCGGUACCUUCAGGAACCACGCCCGCCGCGCGUCGGUACCUUCAGGAACCGCGCUGGCCACACGUCGGUACCUUCAGGAACCACACCCGCCGUGCAUCGGUCCCUUCAGGAACCGCGCUCGCUACGCGUUGGUACCUUCAGGAACUGCGCACGCGGUACCUUUGAUGAUGAUUAUUUUCCGUCUGGUGACCCGCCGUGUCACAGUUCAACGGCGCCAUGGCAAUGACGAGGUCGCGCUGCCGGUUCGGUUUCCCGUCGUGCCGCGGUGUUGCCUUCUAGUAACGAGAAUUUGAUACAGAUACUGAACAAUGGAAUAAUAAGGGAACGAUAGGAAUGUGAUGUCUUAAUCUAAUGCGCAUAGUAAUAUAUAAGUCACGGCCCUUCUGCAGUGAUGAUGGUUGGACUACGGGGUAGGUAUCCACAGGUGCUUAACACCCAUGAAUGAUUGUGGAGUGGUUUGCUAUCUCAACAUUUUGUAAUUGAUGUUUAUUAUUAUUCUCACGAACGUAGUACCGAAGUGUUUUAUUCGAGGUAACAUAUUAGGCGAUGGAAUGCCUAUAUGAUAGUUUUUUAAACGGUCAACACAAGAGAUUUUGAUUUUUAAACCUGAGUAUAUAUAUCUAAUAGUGUAUUUUAAUGUGGAACUUUCUAUAAAGCUACUGCAUGACAAGGUUAGUAGUCAUCCUUUCUUCCUGACCCUAGCACAAUUUAUAUGAUGAAAUAUUAAAUGUCUGGAUUAAAUGGCAUCUUGUAGAUGUGGCGAGAAAGUGACCGUAGUAAUAGAAACUUCAAUGGCAGCUGUAUCAUUAGGAGCAUUCGGUAGAUGACCUUACAAUGGGUCAAAACAAUGCUUCCAUUGUCUCUAAUAGAGAUUCUGGAAAACAUUCUUUUUACCAAGUGAUAUAAUUUCAGCAAUCUCAAACAUCGCGAUCAGUGAGCUCAGUUCGUCUGUCCAUAUAUAUUAUAUAUCUGUUAUAUUAUAUCAAGAGUGUAUUAAGUAUGCUCAAUACGCUCUUGAUUAUAUGUAUAGACAGACGAAUUUUUUUUACCAUGAGCUUUUGUGGCUACAAGAUUUGUAAUGAUAUAAUAAGUAUAUAAGAUGCCUAUGAAUAAUAUGCUUUUAACGAACAUAUCGGCUACACUAUGGCUACACGUAAAAACCGAUAGGUUCGUGUUAUAGCAUGUGCGUUUUUCAAUGAUGCUUUACAUCAUAUCAUUUAACCACAAUUAAUUUUAUUGGUCUUAGAGGUGUGCGUCUUAAAAACAUCCUGCAAAUGCAUUGUGUAUGAAUCUGUAGUAAUAUUGGUAUUCGUUGUUGGUAUUUAUAGUGAUGUUUAAGUCUUUGUAAUAAGCAUAAUAAGCAUAAUAAGCAUAAUUAUAAGGUUUAAUUGUUCUCCUGACGUGAUUGCACGCUACAACUCAACUGAACCCAUACGUCCAUGUUUCAAGUGAUGCAAGAGUAAUAUUCAGAGUAGCUAUCUAGAUAUAUACCGUAUAGUUUUAUAAAUUUGUAUUUGUGCAAAGAUCGUUGAGAAAUGUACAUCGUUUGUGCAUUCUGGCAAAUAUUUUUACAGAUUUCGAACUCGUGAGUUAAGGGGCGAAAUUGUCAUGCUAUAAUUGUAGUGGGGACAUAUUGGGUGAAAGUAGUGUCAUGAUAGUGAAUCGUUAUUGUUGAAAUAUCGAAAUUUUGAUAUUUUGCCUCACAACUUCGGAACUCCAGUUUUCAAGGGCAGCAUCAGUGUCUGCGUGGCACCUUGUAAUGCAGUGUUAAGUGACAGUAAGCCGUGAUGCAUCUACACGUACAUGUCCGCUAUCACAAACACGUCCACACGUACAUGUCCGCUAUCACAAACACAUCUACACGCACAAGUGUGUAGGUAUGUUCCUGCUCUUGCUCAUGUACGUGCAUUGUUUCAUGAUAUUUAGUAAUAAACUCGUGUCAUAAAAUGGCCGUGACCAUUGCGAGUGACAUUUUUUUAUUAAACAUAUCAGGUCCACACCCUAAUAUGGGAGGGAGAGUUUCCCAUCCUAGUAGUUACUCCACUGUGAAUGAGAAGAGAUAUGUGGAAGAAUCCCUAGCAUACGGGACGUCUGGCAAUGUUAUCUUAAUAGUGAUCUAGUACCUUUUGAGCCUUUUCCGAAGAUUAUGGUGUCGUUUUGCCUGUAUGUUGUUAUUAUGGUUUGAUGUCCCGUGAACGUGUGUCUGUGGUGUUGUCAUUUUAGAUCACAUUUGUAUUUUCUACAGUGAAUUUUAUGUUGUACCUAUAUUUAGCAAACCCUGAUUGAUGUGUGGAGUUUUUAUAAAGAAAUGACCGCCUCACUUGCCGUAAAAACGGCUCACGCCAACACUUAUUCAAAAAAUGUCACGCAAUAUGACGCCAUGAAUUAACGUGUGCUACUAUUACAGAGUAUAAAUAGGAACAUUUCCAAACGCUUAGAAUAAGAAUGCUAGAUUUAUUCCUUCGUUUGAAGCAUCCGCAGUGACAAGCAAUGUAAUAUUUGUUUAUUCACCAUGUGUUGACAUACGUGUGAAACAAAUCUACAUUUUUACUUGACUACAGACUUUUACCAUUAUUGUCUAUCAGUGUGAUGAUGUAGUAAUUCCAAUGUUACCCAUAUAGUAUGCGAAGAGAAUCUUCAUACGAUUUGUAAGGACUCAAUAAAUGCAUAUCACCCAUACAUGUACUAACGUGAAUGGUUUAAAUUCAUUGAAACACAUUCGAUGUACUUCGUUUGCUGGAUAAGAGAGACUUUACUGUCGUAGCAUACUAUAGGAAGUAAGCAUACUUGGGUAGUAGUAUAUACUUACUAUGUUCAUGGUCGUGGUACGUGUUUUUUUCCCUGCAUCUGUGUAAAGUGUAAUUCAGUAGAAGUAAAGCUAGUUUUAGACGACUGAUGGGUUGUCCGUUGUUAUAUUAUGUAGCGCGUCCUGUCUUGUACAUUAUGUGACAUUGUUGCGCCUGUUCGUUCAGGUGACGCAGUUGUUAGACGGCACCUGCGUUUGAUCUGGUAAAUGAAAUUGGAAAUCAAAUUCCUAAUAAAUAAAUUAGAUAACGCGGCCUA
Molecule: messenger RNA, 4702 nt
Organism: Priapulus caudatus
Lineage: Eukaryota; Metazoa; Priapulida; Priapulimorpha; Priapulimorphida; Priapulidae
Product: ferric-chelate reductase 1-like
Exons: 13
Coding region: 289-1446 (385 amino acids)
Molecular function (GO): oxidoreductase activity, acting on metal ions
Source: RefSeq, a predicted model, not a curated record